Molecule: messenger RNA, 1002 nt
Organism: Rhizophagus irregularis DAOM 181602=DAOM 197198
Lineage: Eukaryota; Fungi; Glomeromycota; Glomeromycetes; Glomerales; Glomeraceae
Source: RefSeq, a predicted model, not a curated record
AUGAAUCUUCUUCCAAAAUAUGAUGGAACUAUUCAUCCAGAUGAAUGGCUGAGACAAAUUAAAACACAAUGCAUGAUUCAUAUUAAUAAUAACCAUUAUUAUUCUAAUCUUGAAAACAUGACUCUUGAAGUUGCAAAAUCAUUAGUGGAUCCGUCAAUUAAUGUUAAUAAUGUAAGAAGUAAUGAUCAAUUACUCACCACACUUAAAAAUAAUGUUUUAUUUAAAAUUUUUCUUAAAUCAAGUAAACAAAAAUUGCGUGAUUUAAGUUAUAAAUUUAAUACAUGUGGUGACGAAGCCGAAAGUACUUUAGAAUUUCUUGUUAAAUUCAAAAAACUUUGUGAUAAUGCUGAAAUUAUUAAUAUUGAUGAUCAAAAAUUUUAUCUUAUUCAUACCUUGGAUAUUAUAUAUCAAUAUAAAUUUUCUGAAAAAAUCAUUAAUAUUAAUACAUUUGAUGAAUUAUUAACAUCUUUUCAAGAUUUUAUAAUUGAUCAAAAAUGUAGUAUUCGUAGUUCUUCUAUUGUUAUAAUUAAACAUGUAGCUACUGGAAAAUAUUUAUCAUCAAAUAAUUGUCCAAAUGGUAGAUAUGGAUACGUGGUAACAUUAUCCAAUAAUCAAUCUGACCCAUCUUGUCAAUGGCAAAUUAUUGGUCAAAGUCUUAAUGACGAGAUUCAUUAUGGAAAUAAAAUUCGAUUAAAAAGUCCAGCGACAAAUCAAUAUUUAAGUUCCACGAAUGGAUGUAAAUCUCCAGCAACAAAUCAUCAUCUAGUAUAUUCCUAUGGUUCCAUAUUUAAUUGGAUUGUGCAAUUUGGUAACUCUGUAGAUUAUAAUGGAAUGUGGAAAUUAAAUGAUAAAUUUUCGUUAUUGUGCGAAAUUGGGAGCGCAAAGUCGUUAUUAAGAGCUCAUGAUUUUCAUUUCAAUAUAGGAAAUAAAAAUUUUCAAGAAGUUGUUUGUCAUAACGAAAGAUUUGGUGGAAAUGAUGAAUGGUGUAUUGAAUUUUUUUGA